CUGACGUUUCUUUAACAGAGACUGAAUUGCUGCUCAACUGCAAUAUCUUGGAUUGUGUCCAGUUUAAAAUGCAGAGGACAUGCGAUCGUUAGUGAUGUUUUGGAAGUUCUUCAGGCAAAACUCUUUCCGUCUUUUGCUGAUUCUAUGGAUUUUCACGUUCUAUUAUAAAGUUAAAGGAGUCCCAAUCGAUUCGGCAAUUGUCAGGAAGGCUCGAUGCUACGCAAACUGCAUCACACAGAACCCAGCUGCCAAUCACACAGCAACGAAUCGCGACGCAUCAAACUGCCAAGAGUGCCUCAUCCCGUGUGGAACCCCUUUUUCUGAUGAAGAAACGUGCAAGCAAAGUUGUAAUAACACAAGCAGCUGUGAGAAAAGCUGCGUGUUUUUGGCGCAGUUACAGAACGGUUCGUUCUUAAUAACCGGAGAUGGUUCCUUUCCACCAAAACCUGGUAUACCAACAAUAACAAGCAGGAAUUUCACCUCAAUCUCACUCAAGUGGGAUCCUGUGCUUAACACGAGUGGUGCAGUUGUGUACUUAAUCGAAAUGACGUUUACUGGAGAGGAAUCUAAAGUUUCUUAUAAAUACUUAUCAGAGGUCUACGUCAGCUCACGGGCUACAGUCAAGUUUGAACUUCCCUGUGCGAACACUACAUGGUCGGAAUACAAAGAUAUAUUUUUCCGAUUCAAAAUUGCUGCAUUAACAGGAAAUUCUUCUGUAAGCUAUGGACCGCAAACAUCGCAAAUAACCCUUACAAAGCCGGAUUCUGUGACUAAUGUGACAUUGGAUAGCCUAGUCUAUGACAGCGCCAGUAUUGCAGAUAAAAUAAAGUUGACAGUUUCUUGGAAUCCACCUAAAGAUCAGAAGGAUCUCAUUUCACACUACGGAGCACACUUUUCUGCCGAUUCAUCCUGUCAAUAUGAGUCUUUGCCUCGUGCAGAAGAUUCUAAUGGGGCAACUUUAUCAAUGCACAUUUCUCACAAGUCCUUGAAAUGCAUCCACACACUGGAAAUUUAUUCUAUAGUUGGCUGCAGUGUGAGCUAUCCCACAGUAUUUAACUACACAUAUCCAGGUUGUCAAAACAUCACAAACUUUCCCACAAGUGAAUGCUAUAAGUUUGACCCUCCUUACGCUCCAUUAAAAGACAGAAUGGUCAGUAAUGUGAAAAUCGAGGGCAAUAUGACAGGGCAACAGGACUAUCGCUUUACAGCUAAUGUGACGUGGAACCCCCCAGUUUACCCGUACAAGACACCGUUCCAGUACGACGUGAAAUGGUCCAAGGAAGACAGCCUUGAACAAACGGGGUUCGAAUUUGCUACUAUUAAUCGUCACACAAUAACAAAUCUACUGCCUGCAACGUCCUACAAAGUUGAGAUAAAACCAACGUUCCCGGAUGACAAGCCGUUUUCUGUUUGGACCUCUAUUAUUUUAACAACUCCUGGUUGUCUAAACAUCCCAGACUUUCCUGCAAGCGAAUGUUAUCAGUCUCACCCUCCUGACACCCCAUUAGAGGAUAGAAUGGUCAGUAAUGUGACACUCGAGGGACCUAUGACAGCGCAACAGGACUAUCGCUUUACAGUGAUUGUGACGUGGAAACCUCCAGUUUACCCAUACAUCACACCGUUUAUGUACCUUGUGAAAUGGUCCAAAGAGGAUAAACUCAACCUCUCUCAUUCCGCUGAUGUUAAUCGUCAGAAAAUAACAAACCUGCUUCCCGGGAGGUCUUACAAACUUAAGAUCAGACCAGUGUUUCCGGAUGACAAACCGUUUACAAAUUGGACCUUUGUUAUGUUAACUACUCCUGGUGUAGAUCCAGACCAAGUAAAAGUGCGUUAUUUGACAUCCGGACCAUUUUCUCCGUCAUCUGACUGCGAGAGCUUUAGCGUGAAAAUCUCGUGGGAAAAGCCAACUUUUAACUACAGCACGCUGGUUUCCUACAAGAUCUCUUACCUCACUGGAAGGAGCAAUGGCACGAAAGUCGAGUUACCACCGUCUUCACCCCACUUCAUCAUAUCCGGCAUAUUGCAUGGCGAGGGAGUUGGCUAUCGGGUUAUUCCCAUAUACCAACAUGACUGGAUCCAAGGAAUUGCAGUUCCUGGAAAUGCGACUGCACCUGACAAAGAGCGUCCCGCUGAUCCGCUAUCCACCGCAGAGUUGGCUGUGCUUGUUGCAGGAAUCUUGUUAGCUGUACUGAUUGUCAUAUGUGUUAGUUUAUGGUGCUACAGAGGGAGACAAAGACAGAGGAAGGCAGAGCGUGUCUCCGGCAAGAACGCGUUAAUGAUUGAUCAUUGGGAGGUAGAUGGAGACCUACUGACUCUGGAGGAAGAGAUCGGAGAGGGUGCCUUUGGUAAGGUGUAUAAGGGAGUCCUCAAAGCGCUAACUACGCCCUCACGGAAAAUGUUCAUGAAGUUUCCAAUAAAUGCGAUUCGUAAAAAUGAAGUCAGGCAGACUGACGGAUUGACUGUGGCGGUGAAAAUGUUACACGAUAUGGCAGACGGUGACCAAAGAAGAGAAUUUCUUAAGGAAAUUCAACUCAUGAAGAACAUGAGAUCACACAAGAAUAUUGUUAACAUGCUGGGAUGCUGUACUGUGCAAGAACCAAUGUUCUUACUGGUUGAAUAUAUUCCGUACGGUGAUCUUUUACAUUACCUCCGAAAACGACGGGGAAAGGCUCGGCGAAACGACGAAAUUUAUGUCGAUGGCACUAAGGCAGAAAUCGUUCACAAUCGAAAUACUCAGAUUGUUUCAUUUGCGCAGUCUUCGGACGAAUCUGGAGUACAAAACAAAGGAAUGACCAAAGAAGAUGAAGCUGAUGACCAGGAGGAUGAAAGGGAGGAGUUACUUACUCCAGGAGAUCUUAUGGCUUUUGCCUGGCAAAUAAGUCAAGGAAUGGAGUACCUAGCAAGGAAAGGCUUCGUGCACCGUGAUUUAGCAGCCCGAAACGUUCUCGUUGGUGAGCACAAGAUGGCAAAAGUGGCGGAUUUUGGCCUGACUCGCUAUGUGUAUGAAGAGAAAGUUUACCAUUCAAAGAGAAACAAAAAGCUUCCACUGAAAUGGAUGUCAAUUGAAGCCAUCUUUGACCAAACGUUCACAACUCAAAGUGACGUGUGGGCUUUCGGCGUUCUUUUAUGGGAGUUGGUCACAUUAGGUGGGACUCCAUACCCUACAAUAAACAACAGAGAGUUACUUCGUCUCCUAAAAGCUGGUUACCGAAUGGAAAAACCAGAUAUUUGUAAUGAUGAAAUGUUCAGUAUGAUGACGGAUUGCUGGAUGGAAAACCCAGACGACAGACCAGACUUCACCCAAAUACGAGAGAGACUGGAGGAGAUGAUGCAGAAGGACAAUCCGUAUUUGGAUUUCAGCGUUUUGGAUGAAUCCAGGGAUUAUUAUAAAGUGCCUUCCUUCAACAGUUUAAAUGAGGAAUCUGCAGAUGAUGAACUGUUUGACACAGAAAGCGCUGAGCUUUUAAAGAAUGGAAAUGACAGCAAUAGUCUUGGAGAGGGGAAAACUUCUGAAGAUUCUUACAAAGAUGGAACAGCUCCAUUGUCAAAUUCCAACCAGGGUCUAGAGAUGGACCUGGAAAUUGAUCCUGUUGAUGUGAACAAGAUUGAUUUUGACAACAGUUCUCCUCGUGAUGAAGAUUUCCGUGAUCGUAAAAAUGUAAAGGUGAAUAUUGAAGCACUUGAAAUGGCUUUAUACCGCCCAGGCAGAAGAGGGAUUGUGCUCUAGGAUGAAGCUACUGAAGCUGAAUACAGAACCCAGGAUAACAACUUACGAAAUAGACAAACCGUGGAAUGUACAAGCAGACUUGAAUUAAUAGCCGAACUAAACCAAUUUCUCUAAAUUCAGGGCAGCAAAAGCUACUCAUAGAAGGUUCAUUUCUCUUUUUACAUUUAUGGUGCAGUUUUAUGAUUGCUGGUUACUUGCUUAUUAUUUGGAAUCAACUAACUUACUGAUACAUAUACAUUCUCACACACAGCUGGGAGCCAUGCCAAGCCAGACCACGCAGCAUGACUUUUAUUAAUAUAACAACUAUAUAUAUAACUGUCUUACAACGGCACAAAAAAAGUGACAAGAGAAAAAAUUCACUGCGAUUUAAAUAAAUUCGCUGCAACUUAAUAGACUUUUGAAAUACUUCAUGGGUGGGUUGGUGGGGCAUGUCAGGCAAUGGCGGAUGGCAAAACAAAAACUGAACCUUGUACAAGCCCCGUGACCUGAACCCCCCACCCCCACCCCAUACAGGUGUACUCAGACUCCCAGCUACGCGUGAGAAAAACGUUUUCCGUUUCCUUCGUUCCUCAGCCAGCAGAAGACUUUACUUUUUGUUUUACUUUUAUAUCUCAGCUUGUGGUCCAACCUUUCGUGAAGCUCCACUGAUGUGAUUAGUGAAUCUAUACUGAAUGGAAGUUUGCAAUCAAACCCCACAAGUUUUUUGUUAGUUAGUUAGUUUGUUUGUUUGUUUGGUUUGUUUGUUUCCUGUUUUGUUUUGUUUUGUUUCGUUUUAUGUUUUUGGUUUGUUUGUUUUUUUAUAGUCAAUGGUGCAACGGUUUAACGAUGUACUUACUCGAUCAGAUGUAAUUAACACAAACAGGAAACACAUGAAACACCUUUGUAACAAGAUCAAAUGUGCUUUGCGAUUUCCACCAGAGGGAGCCCUGCUUCAUUAAUCAUUAUAUACAUCAAAGGGGUUAUGGGCUUAUAACACUAAAUGUAGCUUUUAUAUUGAAGAAAGCGAACGAAGUCUUAAUUGUAUUUCAUCGGAAAGAAUUGUUUAUUGUUUUCUCGUAGCCUGAUGAACUAAGGUGUCUCGAUAAAAUUUUAUUACUAUUCAGUCUGGUUAUUACAUAGCAUUUUCAAUCAGCUUUUUACCAGCCUUUCGUCAAUCGGUUGAAAAUGUGAAAAUUACAACGGCUAAGGAAAAUCCCUUUUAAAAAAAAUCGUUCGUGAUCGCCAUAAAGAAAAUCAAUAAAACUGUUAAGACAUUUAAAAAACAUCUUAGCUUCUAAACACAUUUGGUAUUAUUUUGAAGCAAGUUUAGCAGAAAGUGUUCGUUUUCUUUUAGUAAUUAUUCGAAAGGAAAAAUACAUAAUUUUUCUUUAUUUUCUACUUGCCAUUUUUAUAUCAAAUCCAUGGUCUAUGGCAAAUGGAAAAUACCACAAUAAACGGCUUUGAACCCCUUGCACAGAAAAUUUUUUAGUUCAUACUUUGCCAUGUCUUUUGAUACCAUGAUUGUAGCAUCAACUGCUGAUAAAGAGUUGUUAUAAUGACUCGUCAGCGACAACAGGGACGACCUUUUAGACAUACCUGCAGAGUUUAGCGGCUUACGGUGAGGUUACCUCUAGCAAACUAGCGGUAAGCUGCAAAGAAGUAAUUGCUGUUGGAAAAAAUAAGUGAACAUGGCGUUAAUGAGAGUAUAUAUCCCAUAAUGUAAAGUAAAUAAACGAAAAAGGAACUUAAAGUACAUGUAAGUUAUAUCAUUGGUCACGACAAUUAAAACGAAGGUGAACUGACAAGAGAAAUCAGCUGCUUCCGGUGUGGAAAGUUUCUUUUAACUUUGUAUGGGAAGGGAACGUUGCGUAGAUCGAUAAGUCAUACCCUAUAGGCUGUACGCUGUAAUCACAAUUAUAAUAAUACUCUCAUGCCAAUGAGUCAUUAUAAUCGCUCACAGGCGAAGAUUCUUUACAAGUCUUGCUUAACUCCGAACCAGUGCUGCAUUGUCGAGUUAGGUGAGGAAGAACAGGGCUGAUUAGUAUUUAUCUUCAUACACCACCCGAAAUUGUGUUCAGAACCAUUUGUACCUGGAGUUCCAUCAAAUUGGCAGUUAAAUAAUCUGCUCUUGUAACUGUUUACUGUCCAAGAUUGCCCAGGUAACUGUUUGGUCACAGCACUGCAGUUAGAGCACUCAUUUCCCCGGAUGUUUACGUAUUCAUACAUCCGGCAAGUAAAAUCCCAGCUGCCAAAUAUGUCGUGACCUUCCAGCUUGGCGCGUGCGUAGUCGGUAUACUGCAGACCCUCCUUUGGGAAGUUACAGGUUGCUCGGAAGUGGGUUGACUGAUUAGCAAUGGACCGGAUCUGUGGUAAGGCGCGGUGGCCUCAUGGUUAGUGCGCUCGACUCCGGAUCGAGCGGUCCGGGUUCGAGCCCUGG
Orbicella faveolata is the source of this 6143-nucleotide messenger RNA. RefSeq lists its product as uncharacterized. Gene Ontology annotation, biological process: cell surface receptor protein tyrosine kinase signaling pathway; protein phosphorylation; positive regulation of kinase activity. Gene Ontology annotation, cellular component: plasma membrane; signaling receptor complex. Gene Ontology annotation, molecular function: protein binding; ATP binding; transmembrane receptor protein tyrosine kinase activity. The record is from RefSeq and is a predicted model, not a curated record. Lineage: Eukaryota; Metazoa; Cnidaria; Anthozoa; Scleractinia; Merulinidae.